UUUGACAGGUGUCAGAUAUCCAGAUUUGAAGUAGGUAGAGAUUAUAUUUUUACAUUUACUGAUUUGAGUUUUAUUUAUUAAUUGAUAAAACUAAAAAUGUUGGAAACGGUUAAAAAUGUUAUAUUGGUAUUAUCCGGAAAAGGCGGAGUUGGUAAAUCUACUGUCAGUACUCAAUUGGCUUUAACAUUUAAAGAAAAAGGAUAUAAGGUUGGUUUAUUGGAUAUAGAUUUGUGUGGACCAAGUAUACCUUAUUUGUUGCAAUUAGAAGGUAAAGAUGUACAUCAGGCAGAUGGAGGGUGGGUUCCUGUUUAUACAGAUGAACAACAAAACUUGGCAGUUAUGUCAAUUGGAUUCUUAUUGAAUGAUAGAAAUACUGCUGUGGUAUGGAGAGGCCCUAAGAAAACAGCAAUGGUUAAGCAGUUCCUUUCUGAUGUAUGUUGGGGUAACUUGGAUUAUUUAAUCAUUGAUACACCACCAGGAACUUCUGACGAACACAUAACGGUAAUGGAAAAUUUGAAAUCUGUUAAACUAGAUGGUGCGAUAAUAGUAACAACUCCACAGCAAUUAUCAAUUGAGGAUGUUAGGAAAGAAAUAACAUUUUGUAAAAAGACUGGUAUUCCAAUCCUGGGACUAAUUGAAAAUAUGAGCGGAUUUGUUUGCCCGCACUGUUCGGAUUGCACAAAUAUAUUCAGUCAAGGUGGAGGAGAGCAGUUAGCAACAAGAGCAGUAAUACCAUUCUUGGGAACUUUACCAAUUGAUCCUCGUGUUGGUCAAUUACUCGGUAAAGCAUGUGUCAAAGAACUGCCAGAAUCUCCAACUGCGAAAGUGUUGGUGAAUAUUGUAAAUGAAAUUGCUUCUAGGUGAGAAUUUAGAAGCUCAAUUCAGAUUUGUUAGCAUUAAAACCUUUUGUUUCAAGUAAAGUUAAAUAAAUUCAGUUGUAAAAAAUAAA
Messenger RNA from Leptinotarsa decemlineata (Colorado potato beetle), 949 nucleotides. RefSeq names its product NUBP iron-sulfur cluster assembly factor 2 (gene Nubp2). NCBI's taxonomy places the organism in Eukaryota, Metazoa, Arthropoda, Insecta, Coleoptera, Chrysomelidae. Gene Ontology annotation, molecular function: 4 iron, 4 sulfur cluster binding; ATP binding; ATP-dependent FeS chaperone activity. Gene Ontology annotation, cellular component: cytosol. Gene Ontology annotation, biological process: iron-sulfur cluster assembly. The record is from RefSeq and is a predicted model, not a curated record.